GUAGGUUCUCUUAAUGCAUUUCUGUUCUUCCGUGUUUAGUGCUUUAAAAAACAGCGCAUCAGCGAUCCUGAAGCAGCAUCAGCAGAAGAAUGUCUCAUCAGACCGGGAUCCAGGCCGCACUAGAAGUAAAAGAGGUUUUUGCUAAAGCCCGAAACGGGGAGUAUCGUCUCAUUAAGGUGGUCAUUGAUAAAGAACAGCUUGUGCUGGGAGGAACCAGACCAGCAGUCCAGAGAUGGGAGCAGGAGUGGGACAGUUAUGUCCUGCCCCUCUUAGAAGAUAGCAUGCCUUCCUACCUCCUGUAUAGGCUUGAUAAAACCAAUAACCAGGGCUAUGAAUGGAUCUUUCUAGCCUGGUCACCAGAUCAUUCCCCUGUGAGGCAGAAAAUGCUGUAUGCUGCUACACGGGCCACCCUGAAGAAAGAAUUUGGUGGCGGGCACAUAAAAGAGGAGCUGUUUGGAACUGUAAAGGAUGAUGUGUCGCUGAAUGGCUAUAAGAGGUACUUGACUUCCCAGGCUGCCCCUUCCCCACUGACUGCUGCUGAAGAGGAACUGAGGCAAAUCAAACUCACUGAGGUGCAGACAGACGUCCACAUCGACACAAAGCACCAGACUCUACAGGGCGUGGCUUUUCCAAUGCAGAGAGAUGCUAUUCAGGCUCUGGAGCAGUUCAGAGAGAAAAGGAUUAACUAUGUUCAACUUGAAAUAGACUUUCAAAAGGAGUCCAUUAAGUUGUCCAGUGCAGCUUUAACAGAGAUUAGAGACCUGCCCAAACAAAUCCCUAAAGAUGCUGCACGCUACCACCUCUUUCUCUACAAACAUUCACAUGAAGGAGAUUACCUGGAGUCUGCAGUGUUUAUCUACUCAAUGCCUGGUUACAAAUGUAGCAUUCGGGAGAGGAUGCUGUACUCCAGUUGCAAAAACUCCCUGUUGGACACAGUUGAAAGAAACCUGAAUAUUGAAAUUGAAAAAAAGCUGGAGAUCGAUAAUGGUGAUGAGCUUACCAGUGAUUUCCUGUAUGAAGAAGUGCACCCCAAGCAGCAUGCACACAAACAAGCCUUCGCAAAGCCCAAGGGUCCCAUGGGAAAGCGGGGAGGACGGAGAAUCACACGGGCACCAGGGGAGGCUGGAGAAGACGAUUAAUGGCCUGCACUUCUGUUUUAGCUGUUCUAGCUCAACAAUGGUAUAGCCUACUUUCUUCACAAGCCAUUGCUAGACUAGCUUGCAGCUAUAUUAGCCCUAUUCAAAUUCGAUAUGUUUAUCAGACAUCCAUUUUUACAAACACUCCUAUUUGGACAGUAAUGAAACUCCGGUGGAGAAGUGAUUUUAGUGGGCAUAUUGGGAACUAUUUUAUUGGCUUAUUUUAUUGGAUCCUUUACAAUUUAGCUAUUUAAUGAACUGACACAACUGCUCACCGUGUUCCUGGACUAAAUGUCUCAUGAUAGUGUGUUAUUAAUAAGUAAUACUACUUGUAGCUGUUAAAACCAACACUUUAAUCAGGUGCAAGAUUAGCUUGGAUGAAAUUUAAUUUAAUGUACAGUAAAUGUUUACAAAUUGUUACUAAUAUAUCAUAUUUAUACAAUGUAAAAAUUGUUAAAGGGCGGCAUGGUGGCACAAUGGGUAGUGCUGUUGCCUCACAGCAAGAAGGGUUUGGGUUCGAUUCCCCAGCUGGGCGACCAGGGUUCUGUCUGUGUGAAGUUUGCAUGUUCUCUUUGUGUCUGUGGAGAUUUUCUCUCAAAAGUCCUAAGACAUGCAGUCAGACUAGAAAUUGAAUUAGAAGUGUGUGUGUGUGUGUGUGUUUAUUCCCUGCCUGCCGCCCAGUGAAUCGAACCCUUUGUGACCCUGACCAGGAUAAAUCGACGAUAAAACAGAUAAUGAAGUAAUGAAUGAAAAGAAUUGUUAACCAGUAGGUGGUAGGUCAGUAAAUGUGGCGAUUGUAAGUAAUUUAAAUAAACAGUUCCCAUUUCAGUGCAACAUAAAAAAAUUAUUGGGGUGGCUCAGUGGGUAGCACUGUGGGCUCGUAGCAAGAAGGUCCUGGGUUCGAUCUGUAUGAUCGAUUUCUGUCAUGAAUGUAACCAAAGUGUGUAAAACAUGACAUUAAAAUCUAAAUUAAUAUAUAAAUAAAUACAAAAUAAUUCAUUCGAGUGGUACUAAAAUGAUCAGACCACCACCGUGAGUUUUACAGGGGACGAGGAAGAAAAUCACUGCAGCAGUUGUAAAAACACAAGUGAACCUGGGUCCACCUGAUAAACAAAUUGAAUUUGAACUGGGCUGUAGAUUCUCUGCGCAAUAAAUAAAACGCUAAUGUAGGAUGCAGACCUGUUGAUCGCAAUGCAACUAUUUUUUGUACACUGUUUACUUUGGAAAUGGACUUGCAUCUCAAGCACAUGGUAAAAUUAAGUGAAGGAUGUAGAAUUCAUGUUUUUAUUUCAAGGUAGGUCUAUAUUCACAAAGCAUUACAAAAUAAUUAAAUAAUUAUUAAA
Messenger RNA from Trichomycterus rosablanca, 2479 nucleotides. It is a transcript of the gene twf1b, whose product is annotated as twinfilin actin-binding protein 1b. The record is from RefSeq and is a predicted model, not a curated record. Bases 90 to 1139 code for a protein of 349 amino acids. The transcript is spliced from 9 exons. Gene Ontology annotation, cellular component: cytoplasm; myofibril; actin filament. Gene Ontology annotation, molecular function: actin monomer binding; actin filament binding. Gene Ontology annotation, biological process: barbed-end actin filament capping; actin filament depolymerization; positive regulation of neuron projection development. NCBI's taxonomy places the organism in Eukaryota, Metazoa, Chordata, Actinopteri, Siluriformes, Trichomycteridae.